Messenger RNA from Hordeum vulgare subsp. vulgare (domesticated barley), 1749 nucleotides. RefSeq names its product protein SMAX1-LIKE 3-like. Bases 1 to 1749 code for a protein of 582 amino acids. The transcript has 4 exons. Lineage: Eukaryota; Viridiplantae; Streptophyta; Magnoliopsida; Poales; Poaceae. The record is from RefSeq and is a predicted model, not a curated record.
AUGCGGAUCUCCGGCGGGCAAGCUCUCGGGGAGGAGGCGGCCGGCAUGGUGCGGCAGGCAGUUAGCCUGGCAUUGCGGAGGGGGCACGCGCAGGUAACACCGCUCCACAUCACCAGCGCAAUGCUCUCGGCGUCUACGGCAUGCACCCUCCGCGCCGCCUGCGUGAGGUCCCAGUCACACCUGCUGCAACACAACGCGCUCGACCUCUGUCUAGGCCUCGCGCUCGACGGCCUCGCUGUGGCAAGGCCAGCAUCCGCCGCGAGCUGCCGAUGUGGCGACCACGUCGACCCGCCGGCACUGUCGAACGCGUUCGUGGCCGCGCUGAAGCGGGCGCAUGCGCAGUGUCGCAUGCGCGCCGUGAGCGGCGACAAGGUCGAGCUCAAGCAGCUAGUCGUCUCCAUCCUCGACGACCCCAGCGUCGACCGCGUCAUGCGCGCGGCCGGCUUCUCGAGCUCCCAGGUCAGGGAAGCUGUUAUUUCUUUGGACGUCCCGAGGUUUCCUGAUCGGGUUUUCCCGAAUAUUAGGGCUGGAGGACAACCAUCUCUCCAGACCGUCCCGGAGCUUCACUUGCCAGUCGUGCCCGACGUCCCAGAAGCAAGUGAGUGUGAAGCUAGCGAAGCAAAAUCAGGAGCAAGGCGUCCGGCCUUCUUUGGCGGCACCGACGUUGUCCCAACUACGGCGAGCCUUCCUCCGUGGCUGCGCCGCUACAAAGAUACAACAUACUGCGGCACCAGUGUUCAUGCAGACGCUACCUGCCGCCGGCCGAAGUUCACGGAGCUCACCGCGCAAAAUCUCAAGAUCCUGUGCGACGAGCUCAAGCUGCGCUUUCCAUGGCACCGGAACAUCGUCCCUGGUAUAUCGAGCAUGGUGCUCCGGUGCCGAUCCGGUGUGAAGAGGAGGAGGGCGGGGGACAAGUCUUCUAGCUCGUCGUCCCCGUCCAUGACAACCUGGCUGCUCUUCCAUGGAAGGGACGGUGGCGGCAAGAAAGCGGUUGCUCGGGAGCUCGCGAGGCUCGUGUUUGGCUCCCACGCCGACUUCGCCGACCUGCAGCUGCAGGGUAUCCCCGACAUUCCCGCACGCUCCACCAAACUAGCCCUCAAGAGGCAGAGAUCCCCGGAGAACGACGGUGGCAUCGGAGCGAGGCUGUUCGAAGCGAUCCUGGAGAACCCUCACCGCGUUUUAUUCAUCGACGGUGUCGACCGACUGGAUCGCGAUUCAGAAAUGCGCAUCAAGGACACGAUCGCGGGAGGAACAAUGGUGGGGGGAUACAAUGGCGAUGUGGUGGGAUUGGAGGAUGCCAUCGUAGUGCUGAGCUCUGACGUGUUGGACUCCUCUUCCUCCCCACGGGUGAAGCAAAACCGCAAGGAAGGUGAAGCCACGGAGAUGGAAAUUCCUGAAAUCAGCUGUGGAUUGGAUUCCAGAGAAUCAGUUGUAGCUGUAGAUUUUGCGAAUCAGAAACUAGCUAUUUGUUUACCAGCCUGUAGAAAAACCAAAGUGUUGUCAAAUGUCUACAAUGUCCCUGGAUCCACGUUGGCUAUUGUUGUGGAUCUGCGAGGCAGCAGCACCAGGAAACGAGGCAGCAACACACGGAAGCAGAGCAAAGCAGCAGCAUCGGCUGUUGAUGUUGAUUUGCUAGGGGCGGCAACAAAGGAGCCGGCCAUCAGCAGGAACGACGCAUCUCAGGGCUUGGAUGCAGUAGAGGGUGUGCGUGGUUGGGGCAGCGCAGAUCGACUUUGCGACGACAGGUAG